Messenger RNA from Cornus florida, 1357 nucleotides. RefSeq names its product probable aldo-keto reductase 2. The transcript is spliced from 5 exons. The record is from RefSeq and is a predicted model, not a curated record. The coding region runs from base 79 to 1104 and encodes 341 amino acids. NCBI's taxonomy places the organism in Eukaryota, Viridiplantae, Streptophyta, Magnoliopsida, Cornales, Cornaceae. Gene Ontology annotation, cellular component: cytoplasm.
UCUAUAAAUACACUUCUCUUUCUCUCUCUAGCCCCUACCCACGCACACAGAGAACACAGAAAGCAACAACAGAGAGAGAUGGCUACAGUGAGAAGAAUUAAGCUGGGUACACAAGGUCUAGAGGUAUCAGCUCAGGGACUGGGCUGUAUGGGCAUGUCCGCCGCCUACGGUCCUCCGAAGCCCGACCAGGACAUGAUCGCCCUCAUCCACCACGCCGUUAACGCCGGCGUCACCCACCUCGACACCUCAGACCUCUACGGCCCUCACACCAACGAAAUUCUCAUCGGCAAGGCAUUGAAGGGAGGGAUGAGAGAGAAAGUGGAAUUGGCCACCAAGUUCGGCAUCAGAUUUCUGGAUGGGAAUACCUUAAUCAAUGGCGAUCCGGCCUAUGUGAGAGCUGCUUGUGAAGCCAGUUUGAAGAGGCUCGACAUCGAUUGCAUCGAUCUCUAUUACCAGCAUCGCAUCGACACUCGAAUCCCUAUCGAAGUCACGAUGGGAGAACUCAAGAAACUGGUUGAAGAGGGUAAAAUAAAAUAUAUAGGUAUAUCCGAGGCCUCAGCUUCAACGAUCAGAAGGGCGCAUGCUGUUCAUCCGAUAACAGCUGUGCAGCUGGAGUGGUCUCUGUGGGCAAGAGAUGUAGAGGAAGAAAUAAUUCCUACUUGCAGGGAACUUGGCAUUGGGAUUGUUGCGUACAGUCCUCUAGGACGGGGAUUCUUUUCAUCUGGUCCAAAGUUGGUGGAGAACUUAUCGAACGGUGACUUCCGAAAGUAUAACCCCAGGUUCCAAGGUGAGAAUCUUGAACAUAACAAAAAUCUAUUUGAGCGGGUUAGUGAAAUGGCAGCAAGAAAGCAAUGCACCACAUCCCAGCUAGCAUUGGCCUGGGUCCAUCACCAAGGAAACGACGUUUGUCCGAUACCGGGUACUACCAAGAUUGAGAACCUCAAGCAGAACAUCGGGGCAUUGUCUGUAAAACUAACACCAGAAGAAAUGGCAGAACUCGCAGCCAUUGCUUCAGCUGAUGCAGUUAAGGGCGAGAGAUAUGGGCCGUCGAUGACUACUUGGGAGAACUCAGACACUCCACCCUUGUCCUCGUGGAAAGCUUAAUAAAAGAUAUGCCUGCAACUGUGCGCAAAUACUGUGUGGUCUGGUUUUGGGAGUGUAUAAUGUUCGGUUCAUGUUCGGAUUUUGUCAGCCGGAGAGAGAUACGUGUCUAGAGAAGUAGAAGAGUAUGGCAUGUAAUAAGAUCAUAUAUGAUUUCAAAGUUUUUGGAGGCGAAAGUUGCUUAAUCUUGAGAUGUAAUGGCUUGUAUGCAGGUAUGGAAUAAAAAAUAAAUAAAAUUCUAGAUUUUUGCAAGAUA